ACCAAGCUUGAAAGCAGAAAGAGAUCACAUACACGUAGUUAGCCGAUUGUCACGCAAUACAUACAAUAUGCGGAUCUGGUAGGUAGCCCAAUCUGAACAGGUGGCUCCCAUCAAGCUCUCCAAGCCACCCCAUGGGCAAGGAUCUCUAGAUCCGUGCAGUACCCCGUGGAACCCCGCAAUGCAACGUACUGAGAAGGGCGCUCGCUGGUUCUAUAGAAAGUGGACUUCACAGGAUAGAUUGCCGUGCUGUAGCCAGGGUUCUGGUGCAGUAGUGCAUAUGAUAAGGCGGUUUAACGGGAAAGGAUAAUGUCGUUCUGGGAACGGGUUAUAAUCAAAAAGUUGACGGGCCCCAAUUCUCCCACCCGAUAAUUCUGUGCACGAUCAGUCAAAUUCACCGUGAGGAGAAAGGUCUCGAAACAGAACAAAAAAUGCAUCUAUACGGCUUAGGGCGAAUCUUGGUAGUUCGCCUCGUCCUGCUAGCUGUCUCGGUCGCGUCGUCUACUCAAGAACGGAGACAGAAUAGCGCCAGUUGUAAUGAAUUGAUACUUGCUAAGGUUCUGCCAGCCAACGCGAGAAUCGAGCGGGUGCAGGCCAUAGAGGCCGGAAGUACGUACGGGGAUGGGACGGCAAACCUGGGCUAUCCUAUCCAGCCUACAGAUCUACCUGCACUAUGUGCCGUGACGGUUGCGGUGGCAAGUUCCGCGACUUCAUCAUACCGGAUCGGCCUUUUUCUCCCGGCCGAGUGGAACGAGAGAUUCCUCGUGGUUGGGAAUGGCGGUUUUGCUGGUGGCAUCAAUUGGCUUGACAUGGGUGCCGGUGUGCAGUACGGCUCCGCCGUCGUCUCAACAGACACGGGACACAGCUCGAACACCACGGAUGGAACCUGGGCACUUGACAACCCCGAAGGAAAGGCUGACUGGGGCUGGCGUGCGAUCCAUGGUUCUGUAGUUCUAGGAAAGUUGCUAGUGCAGGCGUAUUACGGACGUCCAAUUAGUUACUCGUACUACAGCGGGUGCUCGACCGGCGGCCGCCAGGGGCUUAAAGAAGUGCAGCUAUUCCCAGGCAGCUUUGACGGCGUCUUGGUCGGUGCUGCGGCGUGGCAAACAAGCCACUUGAACAAUUGGGCGACGAAGGUUGCAAGCUACAACUGGCCAGCCGACGAUGAGAAACAUAUCGACUGGCGACUGCUACCGGCGAUAGGAGCUGAAGUUGUGAAGCAGUGCGAUAACAUUGACGGCGUGGUGGACAACAUCAUUAGCCUUCCAGGACAGUGCAAGGUAGACUUUGAGGCAUUGUCUUGUGAGAGACCCGGUGCCAAUCAAUCUGCCUGCAUCACGGCUGCACAGGCACAAACUCUGAAGAAUGUAUACAGCGACUGGAGAUCACCGACAGGUGAACUCCUGUACAAGGGCAUAUUGCCAGGUGCUGAGGAUCAGAUGUAUUUGGUACUGAAUUACUCGAGCGCAAGUCCUUACGGCAUCGGAUAUGCGCGGUAUUUCCUACUCAAUAACGUAUCGUUCACCUUGACUGAUUUCAAUGAUACUUUGGUAUCAUUAGCGGAUAAGAUAGACCCUGGGAAUGCUACAGCGGAUAACUACAACCUCACAAGGUUCCGUGAUGGGGGUGGGAAGAUGAUCAUGUACCACGGCGAGGCUGAUGCACUCGUUCCCCUACAAGGUUCGAACCUAUACUACGAUCGCGUUGUGAAAACCAUGGGUGGCGAUGUGACAGCAACUCAACAGUUCUUUCGGUACUUCACCGUUCCGGGAAUGCAGCAUUGCAUGGGAACGCCCGUAGAUGCGCCUUGGGCGUUCGGCGCAGCCUCCCAGGCGUCUGCUUUCGGCAACGACACAUGGUCGGUCCCCGGGUUCAAAGACGCACAGCACGAUAUCCUUCUUUCGCUUAUGGAAUGGGUAGAAAAGAACGUUACUACCGAUCGGGUAGUGGCUACCACUUGGAACACACCCAAAAACGCGUCCUCGGGGGUCUUGAGACAACGACCCUUGUGUCCCUAUCCUCAAAUGGCUAGAUGGGACGGAACUGGCGAUCUCAACGCGGCGGCCAGUUGGAGUUGUGGGUGAGUGCAUAUAUAAUCCCUAGCCCGAGAUCGAGUUCACGGACUAACAUCUCGGCCAAAAAAAAGUGGCGAUGUCCGCACGAGUGCUGCUCCAACUAGUGACGCGCACCGUAUGUUGUGGCAGUCGAGCGUGACUCUGUUGGCGAUAGUCGGUGUGUUCGCUUCAGUUAAUAGAUUGUCCAGGUAUAUGAUAUUCUGAAUAGAGCAGGGCUACUAGAGCUUUGGGGCGUAGCUGGUAGUAGUUGUGGGAAGCCAUAUCUAUAUUACCUAGGUAGUCGAGUCAAGAUGAUCCCAUGACCACGAGACCUGACUCUAGCACCAUCUCCUCGCCAGAUCAAUAAUACCUAUCUUUGCAUAUUUAACUUCUGACGAGAUGUUGCAUAUGCUAGUAAAGGGCUUAC
This is a messenger RNA of Xylaria bambusicola, 2478 nucleotides long. RefSeq names its product Tannase/feruloyl esterase. The coding region runs from base 429 to 2081 and encodes 550 amino acids. Lineage: Eukaryota; Fungi; Ascomycota; Sordariomycetes; Xylariales; Xylariaceae. The transcript has 2 exons. The record is from RefSeq and is a predicted model, not a curated record.